Myxocyprinus asiaticus (Chinese sucker) is the source of this 1420-nucleotide messenger RNA. RefSeq names its product transmembrane protein 119-like. The transcript is spliced from 2 exons. The coding region runs from base 224 to 1090 and encodes 288 amino acids. Gene Ontology annotation, biological process: ossification; positive regulation of osteoblast proliferation; positive regulation of bone mineralization. Gene Ontology annotation, cellular component: plasma membrane. NCBI's taxonomy places the organism in Eukaryota, Metazoa, Chordata, Actinopteri, Cypriniformes, Catostomidae. The record is from RefSeq and is a predicted model, not a curated record.
CAAAGUAAAAGAAGGAGAAGAGGAAGGAGGAGGGGAGAAUAAGAGUUUUUUCCCCCUCACCAAUCCAACUGUCCUUCUUCGUGCAGUCUGUAACAACAGAACAUCCAACUUGAGCGGAGGAUAGAGCAGAAGUUUGCUUUACUCUGUGAGAUCAUCUUCACUAGGUUUUCCACAAUUACCCUGCAAGCAAGGCAUGUUUUAGACCUUCAGCCUUUGAAGAAAGAUGGACCACACCGUUCUCUGCUGCCUCACUGGCCUGUCCAUCAUUCUGAUAAACAGCAGCGGCGCUUAUGCCACCCCAGUCAUUUUCAAUGACUCUUUGGAAGGCAGUGGGCAGUGGGAGUCUAGAAGCACAGACCUGAUCCCCACACCGAGCAUUUCCUCCUUCCUCAAUGAGUCUAUUAUGUCCACCUCCAUCAAUGGAGAAAAGCAUACCAAGCCCCUCUUGAAUCAGGUGGUGGACUUCUUAAAAAAGAACCUCCUUCUCAUAGUUGUCAUUACCACGUUAAUUCUGGCUGUCUUCAUCAUCAUAUGUCUGGCUGCCUUCUUGAGUCGCAGACGAAAAGUCAGCACCUACUACCCAUGCGCAUUCCCCUCCAAGAUGUACGUCGAUGAGAGAGACAAGAAUGGAGGAGCAAGGUUCUUUAAUGAAGUUCCAGAGAAAACAAACACAAGCUCCAGUGAGGAGCCGCUGAAUUCAGCUAAGCAACUCCAAGAGGACAUCAUGUUGGCUACCAAGAAUCUUCGAACUCCAGCCAAAGCUCCAUGGAGAGAGAGGAACGAAAAGGUGGAAGACCAAAAAACAGAUGACGAGGAAAACCCUCAGUCUGAUAAGAGUCACGAGGAGAACUAUAGCUUGCAAGAGGACAAGAAUAGAAAUCAGUCCGUUGUUGAAGAUUUUGUGGAAAAGUCCCAGGACAGUGUCCCUGUUUGUGACAUGGAAAAGACUGACCCCUCUGGCUCUGGCCCCCCUGAUGAGAGCAAACAUCCAUCAGGGCCAGAGAAUUCUGAGAUCCAAGACAACAUGAACAAACAGGAAGUUGAUACUUCAGGCUCUCCAUUUAUCAGUGAAGAGAAAACAGCAUUUUAGUGUGGACGUUUUGAAAGCUUUAAAAGAAACUUUUAGAUGUAAACACAGACCAAAGUGUAGAUUGUCAAAUUGUAACACAAAAAAUGCUGUGGGAAGCUCUCACAAUUGCUAGUCAGGACAAUUAGGACAAGUGGUCUGCUUUUUUGAGAAAAAGAGAUGGCUUUAAUAUUGUUCAUUUAAUGACUGUUACAAUGAUAUACCACAUAACAAUGUUGUAAUCUGUUUUAAAAAGCAAUUUUUUUUUAAAUAUUAAUUUACUUAACGUAAAAGGAAAUGCUGUGUGAACGGAUGCCUAUAAUGCAAGACUGUAAUAUAAAAAUUGCAUUUUGA